Naumovozyma castellii is the source of this 414-nucleotide messenger RNA. RefSeq names its product Tma17p (gene TMA17). The record is from RefSeq and is a predicted model, not a curated record. The transcript has a single exon. Bases 1 to 414 code for a protein of 137 amino acids. NCBI's taxonomy places the organism in Eukaryota, Fungi, Ascomycota, Saccharomycetes, Saccharomycetales, Saccharomycetaceae.
AUGUCGUCUCCAGGUGCCAUGAAAAGACCAAUCCAAAUCGAAGAAUUUAAAACUGCUAUCAAAGAUAUGUCUGAGGAGGAGUUGAAAAAUAUAAGAUAUCAGAUUGAAAAUAGUGUUUCCCAUUUAGAAAGAUCAAAUAAGAAGUUGGAAAAAUAUAUUGCAAAGUUAGAGGGUCUAGAGCAGGAAUAUGCAGAUGAUAGUGAAGAGGUUGAAAACAUUGAGGCUGGUGAUUUGCAACUCUUUAGAGACUCUGUCAGAGAAAAUCAAAUUGUGCUGAAGAAUUAUAAUAAGAGAUUAGAUGCUUUAGACCAAGAAAAUAUUUACAGAACUAGUGGACACGUUAAGCCUUCUGAGUCAGUUUCCCAUUCAGCCGCAAUUUCCACUCCCAAAGCAUCUAACUCAAUCUACUUAUAA